Molecule: messenger RNA, 1676 nt
Organism: Hemiscyllium ocellatum (epaulette shark)
Lineage: Eukaryota; Metazoa; Chordata; Chondrichthyes; Orectolobiformes; Hemiscylliidae
Gene: sptssb
Product: serine palmitoyltransferase, small subunit B
Exons: 4
Coding region: 368-610 (80 amino acids)
Biological process (GO): ceramide biosynthetic process; endoplasmic reticulum organization
Cellular component (GO): serine palmitoyltransferase complex
Molecular function (GO): serine C-palmitoyltransferase activity
Source: RefSeq, a predicted model, not a curated record
AAAAAUCCGACCCAUGCGUGUUAUGUUCAAGGUUGCCGUAUGUUCAGGCUGCAGCAGCAAACCCGCCGCCAAAGCUGAUCCACGUGGAGGGACUGCGGACCCGGGAGACUGGAAUUGCGGAUUCGGGGAGACUGCGAGAACGCGUUUUCAGAUGAUACAAAGCUGGAUGGAAGACUAUGCUUGGAGCAACUUGCAGAGAAGCUUCAGUGUGUUAACCCAUUGGCACAUCUGAUCAACAUCCCUUUGUAAUGAGGUAACCAUCGCUGUCCACUAUACCUCCAACUAACUGCUGAAAGUAAGCAUGCAGGUGCAUCAGGCAAUGGAGAAAGUAAAUGGUUAGCUCUGCUUUUCACUUAGAGCGAGAGAAAUGGAUGUGAAAGGUGUGAAGGAAACCCUAUCCUGGCUGUAUUACCAAUACCUCCUUGUUACGUGCAGUUAUGUGCUGGAGCCCUGGGAACAAACCGUUUUCAAUUCUGUUUUGUUCAUCAUUGUGUCUAUGGUUUUAUAUACAGCCUACGUCUUCAUUCCAAUUCACAUUCGUCUGGCGCUGGAGUUCUUUUCUGGCCUAGGAGCAGGCCAACCUGAAAGCACAGUUGCCAUCAUGACUUAACCCACACUAAUUUGAAACUUAAGACAUUUUUCAAUGAGAAAAAUCUGUGAAUCUAAGGACCCAGUGAAAACUUUGGUUCUUCAACUUACUUUGUGGCUGCAGUCUUAUUUCUUAUGCACCUCAAUCAUCUUGUGAUCCAAAUAAAGUGGUAAAUGGCAUUACAUAUAAAAAGAGAAAGCAUGUGGUAGCUAAAGUUAGGAAUUCACUGACAUCAACCGAUAGAAAUUACAAUUCAAUGAAACUAACUAUAAAAACAGCAACUGGAAGCAAUAGCCAUGGGGGUCAAAUAUUUACUCCUACAAUCGUGUGUUUGUCUAAAUCCAAUACCAUCAUAGUUCACAUUCGCAAUCUUCUCUAUUGUUUAACAUAAACCUUUCAUUUUAAUGCUAGUUUAAUUCUAGUUUUUAUAUAAAGAAAAUUUAAUUUUCUAAGACAUAUUUGUGUAAGUGGCUCAUCACUUUGACUUUGCCUCAAAAACAGCAAAUCUUAAAAUUCAAACAAAUGUCAAUUUAUGAGACAAUUUCAACACACGAAGUUAUAACAUAAGAAGUGACAGCUGGGUGCUAAAGCAAAGUUCUGCUUGGUGUUAAAUUUAAGGGCUGCUCUAUAAUGUUCAUAGUUACACAUAAGGAAGAGUUAUUCAUAUUUAUAAUCUAUAAAGGAACCAUUUUCUUGCAAUUGAAUUGAUCCAGUGCUAGGCUGUUUACAAAGAAACUUGAAGCCAUUUCAAAAAGUUCUUAUUUUGCAGCAAUGCAUGAAAUGUGCUUUCACCUACUAUAUUAGAUAACACUAUAUUCACGUUAUAGUAAAUGCCAAUGAUGCAGUUGGACAAGGAUGUUGUAAAUGGAUACUUUACUAAUAAACCACGAAGCAGCAUGUCAUGCAUCUAAAGUCUCUUCAAAGUAUUAUACUAUUGUUUUUACGAUUGGUAAUAAUUGGUAAUAUAAUGAAAAAGGCAUUAUAAAAUAAACAUUAACUUUUUGCCUGUAUUAUAAUUCAGGAAAAUCAAUGGUUGUACAUGAUUUUUCAAUAAAGUUUGAUUAAAAUAUCAAUCUCAUACUGACAA